Molecule: messenger RNA, 3501 nt
Organism: Prionailurus viverrinus (fishing cat)
Lineage: Eukaryota; Metazoa; Chordata; Mammalia; Carnivora; Felidae
Product: disintegrin and metalloproteinase domain-containing protein 1-like
Exons: 1
Coding region: 362-2935 (857 amino acids)
Biological process (GO): proteolysis; binding of sperm to zona pellucida; male gonad development
Cellular component (GO): plasma membrane; external side of plasma membrane; sperm head plasma membrane
Molecular function (GO): metalloendopeptidase activity
Source: RefSeq, a predicted model, not a curated record
AUUAACGGAUAUCAGGAGUAGUGUGGCCUGGGUUGAGAAUAAGGAUAAUUUGCCUGAGUUAUAGUACUGGCUGGAUCAUUACAGUCUGCCCACAUGGCAUCUCUCUGUGAGGACAAAGGGAACUUACCCAAGGAACAUUAAAGCUACUGCUGUUGGAAGGAAGUCAUAUGGUAAGGGAACUAGAAAAGGCCAAGAGCAAGUAGAAAUACAGUCCCUAAGUCUGUAACCCAAGAGCUGGACAGCAGCCAUCCCUAAGGGAGCCAGCCCAGAUCUGGGGCUGAUACUUGAGUCUCUGAGGCUCAACAUGCUAGGCAGAGCUGCUGCUGUAGGACGGAAGCCCUGCAGUGCCAACUGAUUCACAAUGGCUGUUUCAGUGGCAGCCUCUUUGAGACAUCCUGCCUCUAUACUGUCAUCAUGGAAAAACCAAGGAGCCUCGAAAGAGGGUAAGGUAAAGUUUCAGAUUUGGGCUCAGCAGAAGAGGAAAUUGAGGCUGGGGCAAGUGCCAGAACCCUCGUGUGUCAGAUUGGGGAUUGUGCUGCUGUUGGUGAUUUUCCUGCCAAGCAUGUACUGUGACCUGGGAUCUGUAUAUUACACGUCCUACAAAAUAGUCAUCCCCAGGCGGCUGACUGUUCAGGAAAGGAACACCCCAGUGAAAGACACAUCCUAUAUGCUCUUAAUGCAGGGCCAGAAAUGGAUGAUUCACCUGAAGGCGAAGAGAGACUGUUUUGUGAAGGACUUUCCAGUCUUCAGCUACCACGGUGGCAUCCUGGGGCAAGAAAUGCCUUUCAUCUCACAUGACUGUUACUAUGAAGGCUACAUAGAAGGAGUCCCGGGUUCUUUUGUUUCUCUCAACACCUGUUCAGGCCUCAGGGGCAUCCUGAUUAAGGAGGGGAAACCCUAUGGCAUUAAGCCCAAGGACACUUCGAAACGCUCUGAACAUGUGUUGUACACGAUGGCACACCAAGCUCGAGUCUCCUGUGGGGUCACUUCCAACGGCAGCCAAGUGGCGCCUGCCAGCCGGCAGCAGGGGAGCAGGAAGCCUCACAGUCCACAGGCACCGUCCUCCUUUUGGUCACACACCAAGUACGUGGAGAUGUUUGUCGUGGUCAACAACCAGCGGUUCCAAAUGUGGGGCAGUGACGUCAGUGAGACAGUCCAGAGGGUCAUGGACAUCACCGCUCUGGCCAACAGCUUCACCAGGGGGAUAAACACAGAGGUGGUGCUGGUGGGAAUGGAGAUUUGGACCGAGGGGGACCUCAUAGAAGUCCCGGCGGACUUGCAAGUUACACUCGGGAAUUUCAACAGCUGGAGACAGGAGAAGCUCUCCCGUCGCGUGAAGCACGAUGUUGCCCACAUGAUCGUCGGACAUCGUCCUGAAGGAGACGUGGGACAGGCAUUUCUCAGUGGUGCCUGUUCAAGUGGCUUUGCGGCAGCCGUUGAGUCCUUCCAUCAUGAAGACGUCCUCCUGUUUGCAGCGCUCAUGGCCCAUGAGCUUGGGCACAACUUGGGUAUUCGGCACGACCACUCGGCCUGCGCUUGUAGAGAUAAACGCUUGUGCCUCAUGCGUGAAAAUAUCACCAAAGAAGGUGGCUUCAGCAACUGCAGCUCUGAUUACUUCUACCAGUUCCUCCGGGAACACAAAGGAGGCUGCCUAUUUAACAAGCCUCGGCCCCAACAUCGCCUGCGUAGGAAUGCAGAGUGUGGAAAUGGUGUGUUGGAGGACAAUGAGGAGUGUGACUGCGGACCUGACUGUGGUGAUCACCGGUGCUGUGACCAAACAUGUAGGCUGAAGGAGCAUGCACAGUGUAGUGAUGGACUAUGCUGUUCUGAUUGCCAGUUGAGACAUAAGGGAUUCAUGUGUCGUCCUGCUCUUGGAGAGUGUGACCUCCCUGAAUAUUGUGGUGGUACCUCCGGAGAAUGCCCCAUAGACCGCUAUAAGCAAGAUGGCACAUUGUGUGACAGAAUUCACUAUUGUUUUGGCGGCCGGUGUAAGAACCCUGAUCAUCAAUGUGUGGAUAUAUAUGGGUCCCCUGCAAGGUCUGCCCCAGAACACUGUUAUAUCUCCAUGAACACCAAAGGAGACCGGUUUGGGAACUGUGGCUUGUGGGCCUCGUCUAGGACAAAGUAUGUUAGUUGCUCUGAUGAUCAUAUAUUUUGUGGGAAACUUAUAUGUACAAAUAUUAGACGGAUACCAGCAAUCAAACCCCACCAUACUCUGAUCCAGGUACCUCACAAAGAUGACUGGUGCUGGAGCAUGGAUGCCUAUAACAUGACUGACAUCCCCGAUGAUGGAGAGGUGCACAACGGCACUCUUUGUGCCCCACACAAAGUCUGCAUGAAUUACUCCUGCAUUGAUCAUGCCGUGCUCCAUUACGACUGUGAACCUAAUGAAAUGUGUAAUGGGAGAGGAGUCUGCAACAAUUUAAGGCACUGUCAUUGUGAGGCUGGCUAUGCACCCCCUGACUGCAAAGCUGCAGGAAAUGGGGGUAGCGUGGACAGUGGUCCCCCCGGACAAUCCACUGAUGAAAAUCUAAGUGCAGGAGGAAGUGGCAGUCCUACUAAACGUAAGACUCAAAUGAGGGCUCUUGGCAGCAUAAUUUUCAUACUCCCCGGAUUUCUUCUAGUAUUACUGUUCAUUUUAAUACUUUUCAUUACCCUUAGGGCUAGAACUGAGUCACUAGAGACGACAGGAGGCUCCUCAGAGGAGAUCUCAGAGAUCACAGAGACUACUGUGGACCAAGAGAUAACACAGCCCUUACAAAAGCAACCCACAAAUACUGAAGAGAAGGGUCCAGAGGAGGCUCCACGGGAAGACCCCCCACUAGAGAAGGCUUCCCCACCAGAGGAGACCCCCCAACCACAGGAAGUCCCACCGCCAGAGGCCCCACAUCCGGAGCUUCCACCACCAGAAGCCCCAGGAGAGCCUGCACCAUAAGAGGUAGCAGGUGAAGGACAGGAAUAACCAAAGGCAGAAUAGUGGAGGAAGAAGUCAAAUACAUCAAAUACCUCAAGCACUGAGUGGGAAUGAGAGGCUCAUAGAGACAAAGAUGAAGUGAGAAUUGAGAGCUCCAGUGGCUCUAACUGGACUACAGGGUCUAGAGAAACAGUAACCUGGGAGGAGGGAACCCAGAUUUCAAUACUGCUUGUAGUACUUUGGUUACACGUUGAUAUAAGAACUCAUAUACAAAAUAUCCUGCAGUUUUGCUUCUUCUCAUUUCACGAAACAAUUUUACUUAAGCUCUUCUCAUGGAUCAUUGGUAUCAAUGUCAUGUAUUGUGUUUGGGUCAAUAUCUGAACUAAAGUUAUUUUUCAGGGCAAUACCAUCUUCCAUCUACAUUGUUUGACACAGUGUAUUAUCAGUACCUAUGUCAUGACUGUCCCUGGAUUAUUCACCCAGUCACAUCAAUGCAUUAUUUAGGAACAUUAUCUUUUGAGUACUCUUAUUGCCAUGAAGUUUCUAUUCAUGAAAUAGAGGUAAUUUAAAAUAAAUAAAUGGCAAUU